This is a messenger RNA of Sebastes umbrosus (honeycomb rockfish), 1988 nucleotides long. It is a transcript of the gene vash2, whose product is annotated as vasohibin 2. Gene Ontology annotation, biological process: regulation of angiogenesis. The transcript is spliced from 9 exons. The coding region runs from base 364 to 1476 and encodes 370 amino acids. The record is from RefSeq and is a predicted model, not a curated record. Gene Ontology annotation, cellular component: cytoplasm. NCBI's taxonomy places the organism in Eukaryota, Metazoa, Chordata, Actinopteri, Perciformes, Sebastidae.
GCCAGCAGGCAGGGGACUGAGAGAGGACAGAGAGACUGAGGAGGGACUACUGAGGGACUGAGGAGAGGAGGACAGCUAGGAGCCAGCAGGACAGACUGAAGGAGGACAGCAGCAGCAGCUCCGUCUGCUCCUUGAUGGUUGGAUCAUGUGAAGAGUCUGUUCCGUUAUCAACAUGAAGCCGGAGAGCCCGAGGAGAUAAUACCGAGGAGGAGCAGAGCUGCACAGAGAGGUUUGCUGAGGAACAUCAACAUGUACUGUCCAACACUGACCAACAAGAAGAAGCUCUUGUAGCUGGAGGAGGACUGCCUGCCCUAACGUCUCCUCCUCAUCCUCCUCCUCUUCCUCCUGACCCUCCCGGGACCAAUGACCGGACCCAACUCCCCGAGCCGGACCGGCACCUCCCCGGCCAAGCUGAGCAGGCACGGCCGGUCCAAGAGCAGCAGCUCGCACUGCCUCCUCCGCUGCAGCACCCGGGAGGAGUCCUCCGCCUCGCCCCCCAACAACACCCCCCGGUCCCCUGGAGAGGAGGAGGAGAAGGACGGAGGGGUUCUCUUCUACGUUAACAGGACUGGCUUUCCCAUCGACAGCAGCACCUGGGACAGGAUGUGGUCCCACGUGGCUGCUGUGCAUCCUGAGGGCCAGGAGAUGGUGGACAGGAUACGAAACGCUGCAUACCUUCCCAAGCAUCAUGUCCCCUCAGUCCCGACCUUCAGACCGUCCAUGUCCGUCCCAGACUGGCUGGUGGCCAUCCAGAACUACAUGAAGGCUCUGCAAUACAACCACACAGGAACCCAGUUCUUUGAGGUGAAGAAGAGCCGGCCACUCUGCGGGUUAAUGGAGACAGCCAGGGAGAUGAUCAGAGAGUCUUUGCCAAUCAAAUGUCUUGAAGCCGUCAUCCUGGGAAUCUACCUGACCAACGGGCUGACGUCUCUCGAGCGCUUCCCCAUCAGCUUUAAGACCCAGUUUUCAGGUCACUGCUUCCACCACGUCGUGCUGGGCGUCUACUGCAACGGCCGCUACGGGUCGCUCGGCAUGAGCCGCCGCCAGGACCUGAUGGACAAACCGCUGACGCACCGCACGCUGGGAGAACUGGUGGCCGAGUUCGAGAGCUCCUACAAGAGAUACCAGCACACUCUGAAGAAGGUGAAGAUCGGCCUGUACGUGCCUCACGACCCCCACGUCUUCCAGCCAAUCGAGUGGAAGCAUUUGGUGCUGAAUGCUGCCCGACUGGGACCUCAGGAGAUGAGGAAGGAGCUGGAGAAACACGGCCGGGACAUGAGGAUGAAGAUCCUGAAGUCGUCCAGCGCCCAGUCACCAAUCAAGGAGCGGAGCCGGGGGAAAUCCUUAUCACCACGGCGACGGCAGGGAAGUCCCCAGCGACGCCUCGCACACCGCAGAGACAAAUCGCCGGCCUCGGUGGAGAGGAAACCUCCGGAGCUCAGCACUCUCAGCGACGGCUACCAGAUCCGCAUCUGAUCCCCUCCCAGUCAUCCCACAUCCGUCCAGCCUUCUCAGCCCUCCUGAUCCUGAAGAGUCUCAACCUGCCGCCAACGUCUGCAGCUGGAGGACACAGCUGGAUCAUCAACACACUAAAACAUGUUACGAGCCCUUCAGAGCUGGAACAGGAAGAACUUGUUCAAGUGGUUUAAUAGUUCACGGUGGACGCUGUUUACCUGUUCAGUAGCAGUGACUCCUCCUCAUCAUCAUCAUCAUCAUCAUCAUCAUCAUCAUCAUCAUCAUCAUCAUCAUCAUCAUCAUCAUCAUCACUCACCUGGGUGUAGCUGCUCCUUCUCUCAUCCUCUGACGGAGGAUGAGCUCAGAAGAAGUGAUCAAUCAAUCAAUGUGUUUGUAGAUUUACAACAUUUUAAAUCAAUAAGAAACAGCGGAGCGGUCGUGUCCUGACCUCAGAUCCAGAUGUUAAACAGCGUCACGACUAACAGAUGUGAGCUUCUCUCUGCACUGAACACGACUAUAAGUACUUCACUUUA